AUGAUAAUUUUUCAUUACAAGUUUUUUUUUCUCUCUCUCUCUCUCUUUCUCUUUCUCUUUCUAACAGAUUUAAAAACGGAAAUCAAAAUCGGUGACGUCGUUAAAAAAAUUCAACCGGCGAAAAAACCGCAGUACUGUCCACAUAAAUAUCUAUCCAUGGGCGAACUCAAUCAAAACACGUUAAAACAUUUACGAUGGAUGCUACAGAAAGACAUAUUGAAACAAGAUGUUUUCCUAAUCGGUCACCCGAGUCCGGCGAAACGACGGUUGGCAAUGAUUUUCCUCGAAAUGACCGGAAGAGAAUUCGAAUACGUCGCAUUGACUAGAGACACGACGGAAGCGGAUUUAAAACAGAGGAGAGAAAUACUCGGAGGAACUGCUAAAUAUUUCGAUCAGAGCGCAGUAAGAGCCGCUUUGGAAGGACGAGUACUCAUAUUGGAGGGCAUUGAAAAAGCGGAAAGAAACGUACUUCCGGUUUUGAAUAAUCUAUUGGAAAAUCGUGAAAUGCAUUUGGAAGACGGGAGAUUUUUAAUACCCGGAACGAGAUACGAUAAAUUAUUACAAGUUCAUACGAAAGAAGAACUCGACAGGUGGAAAUUGGUUAGAGUGAGCGACGAUUUUCGAGUUAUCGCCAUCGGUCUACCUGUACCUAAAUACGUUGGGAAUCCUUUGGAUCCGCCAUUACGAUCGAGAUUUCAAGCGAGAAGCAUAAAUCCUUAUAGUUAUCAGGAAGUUGCGUCAACGUUUAAGGAAAUAGUACCGAACGGAGAUUUUGAUAAAAUUAAUAAAUUCCUAUCGUGUGCCUACGCAUUGUCAUCGGACGAAUCCGCUAGUUUGGGACUUCCGGAUUUUCCCAUCGACAACAUACCGAAAAUUGCUGCCCUCCUUGGAAAAUUUCCAAGCGCUCGAGUUUUCGAUUUGUUCAAUCGAUUGUACCCAUACGAAUCUUUUUUGCAAAAAGAAGGUAGAGAAGGAGUCGAACACGUUUUGAAAUCGUUUCAAGUGAAGAAAAAUCGAAUCGCGACGUCGGAAAAUUCAUUACUCGAAGUCAAAUUUUCAUCGGAUGACGAUUCGGUAGCCACGUGUUCCGUCUUCCUAAAUUCAACUAAUUUAAACGUUAAGGUACCGUGCGGUUCGUUACCGACGACGAGUCACGUUUCAUCGUUCAAAUACAUUCCGACAAACUAUCAGGAAAAUCUCGUCGUAGAAUUAUUACAAAGUCAUUCGGUAUCGGAUUUUUGUCUCGUGGGACCCAAAGGAUGUGGGAAAAGUGCGACGGUUCUCAGGUUGGCAAACCUGUUAAAUUACGAAGUCGAAUCUAUCGUUUUGUACCAGGACAUAACGUCGAGAGAUUUGAUGCAGCAAAGGACCACUCGUCCGAACGGCGACACGAUUUGGAACGAUUCUCCUUUGAUACGAGCCGCAUUGGAUGGAAAAUUAGCCAUAUUGGAUGGCAUCGAUAGAGUUCAUCCGAGCACGUUGUCCGUCAUACACAGUUUGGUCCACGACAGAGACGUUCAAUUGUACGACGGUAAAAGACUCGUUCGACACGAUCGCUACGAGGAAAUUAAAAAAUUACACGAUUUGACCGACGAGGAAAUGACGAAUUCGUCGAAAAUAUUCAAAAUUCAUCCUUCGUUUAGAAUCGUCGGACUUGCGGAAAUGACGUCACAAAAAGGAGUUUCGGUAAACAACAAAUGGCUUUCGCCUGAAAUGUUAUCAUUAUUCAUGUUUCACGAAAUGAGACCUUUGUCGACGAAAGAAGAAAGACGCAUAAUAGAAAAACUUUACACGAGUUCCAUAAACGAAAAAGUCGAAAAAGUCAUAAAUUUAGCUCUUUCGUUGAGAGAAUCGAGCGAUCCGACGUUGGCAUCACUGAGUUCAUCUUUUUCCACGAGACAACUUUUGAGAAUGUCUAAAAGAUUAUUGUCUUAUCCGGAGGAUUCGUUAUACAACACCGUUCAGAAAGCUUGUUUGGCAAGGUUUUUACCACCGAUAACAAAAGAAGCCUUCGAUAACAAAUUGAAAAGCGAAGGGAUAACGGCGGAUUCGGACGACGAAUACGGUGGGCACGAGGAAAUAUCUUGCCGAGUAAACGAUCGAACUGUGAAAAUCGGAAAAACGGAAGUCGAACGUUACGUCACCAAUUCAAAAUCUAAAAUCCCCGACAUAUUAUUUUUCGAUAUUCCGCAACAUUUGAAAUUGCUCGAAUGGUUGAUUCAAGAUUUCACGUUGGGUGAACAUUUACUCUUGGUCGGAAAUCAGGGCGUGGGAAAAAAUAAAAUAACCGACAGAUUGUUGCAAUUGUUAAACAGGCCACGGGAAUACAUACAACUUCACAGAGACACGACCGUACAAACUUUAACCCUUCAACCCACGGUCAAAGACGGAAUCGUUUCCUACGAGGAUUCACCUCUGGUGCAAGCCGUUAAAACGGGUCACGUUUUAGUGGUCGACGAAGCCGAUAAAGCUCCCACUCACGUCACGUGCAUUUUAAAAACUUUGGUCGAACGGGGAGAAAUGACUCUGUCGGACGGUAGAAAAAUAAUCCCAUACGGCGACGGUAGAAAAAAUAAUUCGAACGUCAUCGAACUUCAUCCCGAUUUCCGAAUGAUCGUUUUAGCCAACAGACCGGGAUUUCCAUUUUUGGGAAAUGAUUUUUUUAGCUCUUUAGGGGAUUUGUUCAGUUGUCACAUCGUCGAUAAUCCGAGCGUCGAAUCCGAAAUUGCUUUAUUGAAACAAUACGGUCCGGACGUUCCGGAAAAUACGAUUGUGAAAUUAGUCAAAGCUUUUGGAGAAUUGAGGGAUUUGGCGGAUAAGGGUUGCGUUCAGUAUCCUUAUUCGACGAGGGAAGUUGUCAACGUGGUUAAACACAUGCAGAAUUUUAGCAACGAAGGAAUCAGCGACGUCGUUAAAAACGUUUUCGAUUUCGAUAAAUAUUCUUCCAACACUUUAGAAACGAUCGUGCCAAUAUUACAAAAACAUGGGAUUCCCGUUAACGUCACGACUAAAAAUGUUUCUAUGGCAAAAGAAUUUUCAUUACCAAAACUUUCGAGUUAUGGAACGUGGAAAGUUUCGAAUGGAAGAGACUCGACCUUCGAAAAUCAAAUUUCCGUCGAAAUGACCAACGUGAAAAUUUCAGGGAAAAAAACGUUACCGAAUUUACGAUCUCAAGUCGACGCCGUCACUCAAGUCAGAGGAUCCUUUUUUAACGAAAUGCAUUCUUACGCGACUCUACCUUUAACCCCCGGGAACGUUGCUUUGGCUAUUGCCACGACAAACGAUUCGUCAUCGGAAAAUUGUUUGAUAAACGUUUUGACUUUAAAUCCUUUUCGAUUACACGUCACGUGCCUCGAAUCACCGGAAGUCAAAAUUUUAGCCAUGGAUUCUUUGGUACCGAAAAUCGACUACGGUUCAAAGUAUAAAUUCAAUUUGGUACCCCUGAGUAAACAUUUAACCGAUAAUUUACUCGUACACGAAGAAAAUUCCAAUUUUUUACUCAUGGUGAACGCUUUUGAAAAUUCGGUUCGUCACGUCAGUUUAUCGUCGUCAAUGUCGGACAAGUUAUUAAAUGCGUUCGGUAAACGACGUUCGGUCGGAAAAUGGAAAUUAAACGAUCAACUAUCCGAAAAUAACACGUUGAUAUUGCAUUUGCACCGACAGGGCCUGAUUCAAGUUUUGGAUUUGAAUAAAAUGACCGUUUACACUAUGGAAUUACCAUUGGAAAUCAAAUCAAUUCACGUUGCGUCGAACGAUACGUGGUUGUUGCAAGAUACCGAACACAAAAAAUUUUUACUCAAGAAAAAAAAUUCAAAUGAUCCGAUACCGUCCGUAUUCGGUAAAAUUCACGAAACCGUUACGACGUCAGAAUUUAAAUUUGGCGCCAUAAAAAAUUGUCUCGAUUACGAUUUGGAUGAAGAAACGCUAAGUGCAAUAAUGAGACGUAAAAUAAACGCACCCAACAGAUUAUUAUUGACCGACGAAUGUUACGGUUCCCUAGUUUUGGGAUUUCCAGAUUUGGAAAGUUCGGAAAAUGAAGUUUUUUGUUGGCACAGGCCGAAAUACGCACGAGACUACGGAUGGAGUGGAUUAUUUGGAAAAUCAAUUUUCGUAAAAGAAAAUUUUCAGAUCGUGACUCCCAUUAAUAAAAUAUUAGCACCGGAAGAAGUUCAAAAGGAAACGGGGGGUUCCUCAUGUUUGGGAUUUUUGGAAGUUGUGGAUUUAAAACGUUCCAAAGUGCAAUACCUUCCAGUUCCAGAAGGAACGGAAACGUCGUGGUACGUCGAUUCUGGAACACUGGGAAUAUUUUUAUCCAAAAUGAAAGAUGACAAAAUCGUUACCGUUGAUUAUGCUGGAAAUUUACGAUUGUGGGAAACGGGUUUCAUGCAACUACAAAGAUCUUUGGACGAUUGGAAAAAAAUGUUGGGAAAAGGAAGCGACGAAUCAUUACAACUCACGAUCAAAAGAGACAGCGGAGCCGAAGUAUCGAAUCCCAAACACGGUAAAGUAGAUCCGGAUAAUAAACCGCACGUGGGAGGAAACACUUGGGCGGGUGGUACGGGUGGACGGGAUACGGCCGGUUUGGGGGGUAAAGGAGGACCCUACAGAUUGGAUGCGGGUCACGAUGUUCACCAGAUAUCCGACGAGGAAAAGAACGACGUGCCUGAAGAAGUUAAGAGAGCCGCUCGCGAAAUGGGUCAAAAAGCAUUUCGACAACGUUUGAAAGAAAUCAAAAUGAGCGAAUACGAUCACGAAAUGUAUCAGAGUUACUCGGUACCCGUGUCGAACCAAGUGAAAAUGUUACGGAUCGUCAUUGGUAACGUUCAAGCGAAAGCAAAAGAAAGAGAAUGGGUACGUCAUCAAACGUCGGGAGAUUUAGACGAUUUGAAAUUGAUCGAAGGUUUAACGGGAGAGAAAACGAUUUACCGUCGAAGAAUAAAAAAAGAACCGGAAUUGGGUGCGCCGCAAACGAAACCCAAGAGAUUGAAAUUAGUCGCUGACGUGUCGGGUAGCAUGUACAGGUUCAACGGUUACGACGGACGUUUAAAUCGAAUGCUCGAAGCGAGCGUUUUAGUCAUGGAAGCUUUUCAUAAUCAAGAAUCGAAAUUUAAAUACGACAUAACGGGUCAUUCGGGAGACGGGUAUAACAUACCGUUCGUCGAAUCGGAAAAUCCACCGAAAAACAAUAAAGAACGUCUCGAAGUGAUAAAGACGAUGCACGCUCAUUCCCAAUUUUGCAUGUCCGGAGAUCACACGCUUCCUGCCACUCUCCACGCGAUCGAAACUCUUUCGAAAGAAGAUUCAGACGAAUCCAUAGUCAUUGUUUUAUCCGAUGCCAACCUGGAACGCUACGGAAUUCGUCCUUCGAGUUUCGGACGAGUUUUAACGUCGAAUCCGGACGUGAACGCUUAUGCCAUACUCAUAGGAUCCCUCGGGGAUCAAGCGACCAGGUUGGCAAGCACUCUUCCCGCCGGACGUGCAUUCGUUUGUAUGGAUCUGAAAAACAUUCCGCAAAUAAUGCAACAAAUAUUUACGACGUCCGUAUUGUCUUCUGCUUAA
Pediculus humanus corporis (human body louse) is the source of this 5559-nucleotide messenger RNA. RefSeq lists its product as uncharacterized. Lineage: Eukaryota; Metazoa; Arthropoda; Insecta; Psocodea; Pediculidae. Gene Ontology annotation, cellular component: cytoplasm. The record is from RefSeq and is a predicted model, not a curated record. The transcript is spliced from 24 exons. Gene Ontology annotation, molecular function: ATP binding; ATP hydrolysis activity. Bases 1 to 5559 code for a protein of 1852 amino acids.